AUGUACCCGGAUUUAACUCUACCUCCCGAGCCUAUUAUAACUCGAUGGGGUACGUGGUUAUCAGUUGUAUUAUAUUAUUCAAAUAACUUUGAAAAGAUUAGAAACGUUGUCUUAAAUUUAGAUCCCGAAGCUGCAAUAGCAAUAAAAAAAACUGUUGAGCUCAUAGACAGUAAAAAUUCGCAAAACAAUUUAGCAUUUAUUUCGACUAAUUUUGGAUUUUUGGUUGAUACUAUUUCAAAAUUAGAAACUUCUAAAAUGCCACUAACGGAGAGCUUAGAAAUAGUUGAUAAUGCCAUAAAGCAAUUAGAACGGGUUCCUGGAGAAAUUGGAGUUUUGACCGAUUCAAAAUUAAAAAAUGUAUUGGAAAAAAACACAGGUUUUAAUACUGUAAUGUCAAUUAGAGACAUACUAUUAAACAAAACUCCAAAUAACAAAUAUUCAGAAAUUGAAUACACUCCAAAAGAAAUAAUGUGUAUGAAAUAUGCACCUGUCACGUCCGUUGAUGUGGAGAGGUCAUUCAGCCGUUACAAAGCAAUGUUAAGACCGAACCGCCGCCACUUUACAUUUGAAAAUUUCAAGCUAUAUGUUGUUCCUAACUGUUUCCCACAUGAAGACUAUGAUGAAUCAGAAUAG
Molecule: messenger RNA, 633 nt
Organism: Macrosiphum euphorbiae (potato aphid)
Lineage: Eukaryota; Metazoa; Arthropoda; Insecta; Hemiptera; Aphididae
Source: the annotation of a GenBank genome assembly